Messenger RNA from Prorocentrum cordatum, 2562 nucleotides. NCBI's taxonomy places the organism in Eukaryota, Dinophyceae, Prorocentrales, Prorocentraceae. The record is from the annotation of a GenBank genome assembly.
GGUCCGUAGCCAUUCUGGCCCAAGGGCAUGCCCGCCCAUAAGAUGGACAACCCUUGACAUCGCGGGCAGCCCUGAGCUUCCGGCGCCUCGCCAGCAGCUUCUAGUCCAUGUUUCUCUCGUCUCGACGGUUCUUGCUGCUCGCCUGCGCGCUCUCCGCCCUCGCUGCCGGGGCCUCGCCUGCGCCGGCGGCCUGCGGCGCGGCCCGCGGCGGCAGCCGCGCGAGCCCCGGCGUGAGCGCGGACGUGGCCCGGGACGGCGAGCUCGGGGGCCCCGCGCUGGAGCUGCUGCAGCGUCAGCAGGGGCGGCGCACGUCGGCGGCCUCCGCCGCGGCCGCGGGGCCGGCCGGCGGCCGCCGUGGCAGCAGCGAGGGGCUGGCUGCGGAGGGGCGGCGCCAGAGGUCCGAGGAGGAGUCCUCGAGCACGCCCCCGCCCGCCGCCCACGCGGCGCAGCGGUGGCAGACGUCGCCCGGGGCCCAGCCGGAGCGCAUCGCCCAGCGCCCCGACGUGGCGUUCGGUGCCGACUUCGACUUCGACGGCCCCACCGUCGAAGUGUCCGACGUGACGGACCAGGUAUUGAAGGGCUUCGGCGGAGCAUUCACGGAGGCGAGCGCGGUCGUUUUCCAGAAGCUCAACGCAGAGAAGCAACGCGCGGUGCUGAACGACUACUUCGGGCCAGAGGGGCUCGGGUACACUCUUGGCCGGGUGCACAUCAACAGCUGCGACUUCUCGACGGAGAACUACGCGUUCCACGAGAAGGACGGCGAGUUUGACCUCGCGUCGUUCGACAUGAGCGUCGGGCACGACGCGAAGGCUCUUAUACCAUUCAUCAAGGCCGCCCAGGACGUGAUCACGCCGCAGGGCCGUUCCCUGAGACUGCUCGCCACGCCUUGGAGCCCGCCUGCGUGGAUGAAAGAGAACAAGAUGAUGGAUCACUCCAGCAGUCCUUGUUUGCGCAAAGAAGCGGAAGUCCACGCCGCCUGGGCGAAGUAUUUCGUGAAGUGGAUCACCGCCUACAAGGACCACGGAGUGCCGAUCUGGGCUGUCACGAUCCAGAACGAGCCAGAGUACAAUGCCUCUUGGGAGGCGUGCCUCUUCAAUUCCUCGGAGGAGGCCGAAUUCCUGGGGACGUACCUGGGCCCCGCCAUGAGCUCUGAGCACCCGAACGUCUCGAUCUUCGUCUACGACCACGGCAAGAACCACGUCGCCCAGUGGGCGAAGGUCAUCAGCGAGGAUAAGAAUGCCGCAAAGUAUGCCACCGGCGUCGCUUACCACUGGUACUCUGGCGAUUGGUUCGGCGCCGUCGCCUCGAUCCACGCCGCCCUGCCCCAGCUCCAGCUGCUGGCGAGCGAGGCGACCUACGAGCGCUGGCGCUGGAAGGCGGGCGCCACGCUCGAGAGCGGGGAGUGGAGCAUGGGUGAGGGCUAUGCGCACGACAUCAUAGGCGACCUCAACGCCGGGAGCGUCGGCUGGAUAGACUGGAACCUCCUGCUGGAUGAGAACGGCGGCCCCAACCAUGCAGGCAACGUGUGCGACGCGGCGAUGAUGGCCAACCUGUCGACAGGGGACGUCUACCGCCACCCGCAGUAUUACUUCAUCGGCCAUUUUUCCAAGUUUAUCCCUCCGGACUCCGUGCGGCUGGUUACGACCGUGGGGCCCACGCCCAGCUACCACGGGAUCUGGCGGCCGUACGGCACCUGCACCGGCGAGGACGGGCUGGCGGCCACGUCCUUCCGCCGCCCGGACGGUCGCGUCUCCACCGUGGUGCUCAACUGCGGCGAGGGCGCCAUCGACUUCAAGCUCCUUCACGGUGGCCGGGCGGCCUCAACGUCCAUACCUCCGCACUCUAUCCAGACGUACGUGUUUGAGGGCGACAGCGUUGCCUCUCCAUCGCGCGCGGACGAUGCUGCUUCAUCCGUCGGCGGUAGCCUUGGCGGUUGAGCUGCGAUGCCCCCUGCUCUCAGGGAGUCUUUUUAGAGCCAUUUGAAAGAGUGGGUAGGGUUCCACACUGGAGGUUCGACCCCUGAAGUUUCUGUUGUGAUGCCGCCUGCUCCCAGGACGUCACUGUGGAACCAUCGUAGAGAGCUUGUGGGGUGCCCCAACCAUCCUGUGGUGUUGGGUCCUCGUUUUGAAGAGACGGUGCCCCGCGUUCCUCUCCUCUCCUCCUUCCUCCUCCUCCCCCUCCUCCCUCCUCCCUGCGUUUCACCCGCCCAGUACAGCGUUUCGUGGCCCCAUGGGGAGCUCCAGCGAAGGCGCCAGUGGCAGGGUUCGCAUGGAGGCCUCGGGCCAUUUCGGCACACCCCUCACGAUGAUCGUGGCCCCGUAGGGCACCCUGGAGGCAAGCUUCUUUUUUUGAGGGGCCUGCAGAGCCUCCUCCGCCGCCUGCUGCUCACCCCCGCUGCGGCGGGCGCACUGCGAAGGAGAGGCGGCGCAAGCGUGCGGUAUCGUGCAGGGCGACCGGGCGAGCAUGCGCAGCACAAUCGGAAUCGGAGAGUAAACUCUCGCCCUUGGUUCGUGCGCAUGGUUUUGCUCUUCGCCACCCACCAUACCACCCCAACCCAACCCG